Neurospora tetrasperma FGSC 2508 is the source of this 814-nucleotide messenger RNA. RefSeq lists its product as uncharacterized. Lineage: Eukaryota; Fungi; Ascomycota; Sordariomycetes; Sordariales; Sordariaceae. The transcript has a single exon. The record is from RefSeq and is a predicted model, not a curated record. Bases 1 to 618 code for a protein of 205 amino acids.
AUGUCCUACAGCACUAAUUUGCAACCCCCUCAGCCCGUCCCUGGCCUUAAACUAACCGUACAAUUCGUCAUCAGCGAGCGUGAUGGCCAACCCCACAUCACCAUCCGACCCAUUGUCAAUCAUCGCCGUCUCCUUUGUCUUGUCGGCAACCGCUGGUUCAUGCCCUGGGAAGAACGCAUCCAAUCCACCAUCACCUUCCCUCCUGAGCGCGAGGAGCUUCGUCGAUACAUCCGCGAUCAAAUGCUCUGGUGCGACCCAACCGGCGUAGUUCAAGCGACCGAUGACCAAAUCAUCUUGAAGGGAAUUCCUGAAGUUCUUCUACAGUGGAGAAUCCGCGCUCAGCAUGCCGAAAGCAGGGAUCAGGGAAGGAGUUGGUGUCAAGGACCGGUGUUGUCGAGGAAGGCGGAGCAAUUUGUUGGACUCUUUAGGCUUGUGGAGGUGGAAGAGAUCGAUUGGGUGGGGGUGGAGAUGAGUAGGGAUGGGUGGGGUGAGGUGUUCAAGCAGCUGGUGAAGGGGAGGAGGGAGUUGGUGGUUGGGGAGACGAGGGUGAGGGCACUUCCGCGGGGAGGGUUGGAUGUCGAGCGGAAGAGGUUGAUGUUUUGGAGUUCUCUAGUUUAGAAUGGGACAUGGAAGGGACAGAGGUGGUUUGGGAUACUACUAGGGAAGAAGUAUAAGGGUUGGGUUGCCAGCCACUGACCAUGGGACUGAGAAUAGGGAAGGCAAUGAGUGUGGGCGGACCUAUCAUCGGUCUCCAUAUGGAAAGAGGAGGAUCGAAUGAAAUGAAAGAAGCAGCUGAUAAUCAACUUGGUCUAUU